CGAGACCAUGUCACAUUUGUUAUUCCACAUUGGUCCAUUAAAGUAAAGAAGACUGUGAUAUCCAGAAACCUUAAGGUUAUGUUGGAGAAACAAAGCCUUUGAAUAGGUAUUAUAAUCUUCUCGUUUAAAUAAUUAAAUAGGCUAUUAAUGUUUACUGUUGUCCUCGUAUUUUGUAAUUUGGAUGUAACACUUACUAUACCUGAAGCGGCAAGAUUUGGAAUUUGUACAAAAAUUGACUUUUAUUGUUAUUAUAUAAAGGGCUGCCACGAUAUAUGUAAAAGAGAUGAAACGAUUCGAAAGACAAGACAUUUGGAAGAUAAUUUGACAGAAGACUGUGGAUAUACUAAAGAAAUGGCGAGUAGUUCCAGUUUAGAUGGUUUGUACAGACCAAGAAGUGCACUAGCUCGCGCUCUGUAUGAAAAGCAAAGAAAUGAUAGGAGACUUCAAGAAUAUGAUCACAGUGAGUGGUACCGGGUAGACAAGAAUCGGAUAAGCCCUGAACUACAGGAAAAGUUUAUCCAGUUGGACCCUGAUGAAGAAACGAGGGAGUUCCUCUCUGCUUCCAUCGAGAAGUCCACGUGGGUCUGGACGCAAAUAUGGUACCUGCUGGCGAAGGCUAUUCUCAAACAUUUCUGGUCUGUGACCGAUAUCAAUGGGUGGCUCAGCCGGGGCUCUAUGUUCGUGUUGUCUGAGGCGCAGGCGCGCACGUUGCUUAACAAGCCGGAGUCUCCGUCCGGCGUGGCCGCCGGUGCGGCGGGUGCGCUCGUCGACGUCGGCGCGGGCGACGGCGAGGUCAGUCGCCGGUUCGCACAUCUCUUCGGCACCAAGUACGCCACCGAAAUCUCCGCAAGCAUGCGAAAAGCUCUCGUCAGUAAAGGCUUUACGGUCCUGGACACGGAUGACUGGUGGCGCGGGCAGCGGUUCGAAUGCGUCAGCAUGCUAAACUUACUGGACCGCUGCAGCAAGCCAAAGACCAUGCUACAGCAAGCGCGUACCGCUAUUUCGCCUGGUGGCACUCUUUUAUUGGCGCUGGUACUUCCUUACAAGCCCUACGUCGAAGUAACUCCAGACCACAAACCAGAAGAACGUCUUCCGAUCCAAGGCGCUAACUUCGAAGAGCAAGUUACGGCCUUUGUCGAUUUUAUGCGGAAAGAAUUAAGCUUCGAGUUGCGAUCAUGGACUAGGGCCCCCUACCUCUGCGAAGGCGACUUCUCACAGGCAUAUUACUGGCUUGACGAUUCCGUAUUUGUCUUUACACCUACUGCCAUACCCUCGGAAUCGUAAAUAGACUUAUUAGAUAUAUAGAGUUGACUAACUUAGAUAAGAAAAGUCAAUUAACUAAGACCAACCCUUAUAUUUUGUCUAUAAAAUUACACUGGACUUUGUUUUAAUUAACUGAAGAAUGAAUCGCUAGGGUUGUUAUAGUACAAAAGUGAAAAUCCUUUUUCAGUGUUGUCUUGAAAAAUUACAGGGAUUUAUGGAGACCAACAUUUAGGCCGGCUUAGCAAUAAUUUAAGGACAUAAAUUGCUACUAAGGUAUUUAUCUAACAACUUCUACCAACUUAAAUUUCCUUACAUACUUUUUGUUGGUUGUACUUGGUGGUAUAAGUAAGACUGUUACAGAUCUUCACAUUCACGAUCUUGCCGUACUUCUUUUACAUUAGUUCGUACAUGCUUGUUUAUUCCGAGCAACGACCGAAAGAGGUAACCGUAAUAGGCGUUUCAGCUCUGCAAAAACAACCACAAUACGCAUACGUAUAAGGUAUAACUUACAAUGCACUACUAAACUUUCGUUACCAGCAAGCUAAACAAACUUUUUUAUUAGGAAACUUAUAUAGGUACCCUCUUUCGAUUUCUGAUUUUCCAAAUACUUUGUCGAUUUUUUCCCUGGCUUUUAUCUAUAAAUCAUCCGUUAAUUUUCUAUAAUAUAUUUUCACGCUUAAAUGUUCACACACAAAACUAAUUUGUAAUAACUAUAAAUGUAAAUUGGUAACACUGUAGUGAAUUUUACAACAUUACAUUCCUUUUUAAAUAUUUGUGUGAUAACGGUAAGUAACCGUGAGAGAAACGAAAUCGAUGUAUCUACCUCACUAAAAUUGCAAUUGAAAUAUGCAAAACUAUACUAUGAACGUGUAAUUGUAAUAAGUCAUAUAACGUUAACGGAUUUUUUCAUCGAAUAUGAUUAUUCUAAUCGACAUUUUCAUCGAUAGCAUAAAUUUAUUAAAUAUCGUAUUAUCUAAUGUACAAUGUGGCGUACUUUUUAAUACGCUAUCAAUGAGUAAUUAAUGCCUAAUUCUAUCGUAUUUGUGCCGUCUUGCAACAUUGUGAAGUGUUGUUUGUGAUUCUCGUCAAGUGCAGUACAAUUUUCCUUAACUCCAAGUUUCGGAGUUAAGGAAUUUGGGAGGGGAUAUUAUUAAGGAACGUUUUCAUUCGGUUAAACGUCAGUUCAAAUUUAACUAAGUUCAAAUUUUAAGAAAAUAACGACAUUUGAGAUCAACAGGUGGUCGAGUGGCUGACACACCAAUUUUCAUGGUGUCGCCGUCUCUAAGGUCCCGGGUGCGAUCCCCGGCCGGGUCAAUAUAAAAAAUUAACUUUCCAAUAUUGUCUUGGGUCUGGGUGUUAGAGUACCGUGGCUGUUUACUUACUUUGGAAUCAGAGCAAAGUAUGUGAUGUUGUGUUGUCUAAUAUGUAUUCAAGAAAAAGGUCCCGUAAUUUAUGUAUGGAAUGUCACUGCGUAACUUUAAGUAAAUAAUUAUAUCGAAAGGGCAAACUUUGAUUUGCAGUGGUGAACUGAUGAACGAAAAAUGAUAAUGUCAAACAUAUGUCAAAUAAUAUUUUAGGUUACAACUUAUUCCAAAGCUUGGACUUUAGUAAACCGUACUGCGUGUAACUAAGACAUUCCUUCCUUAUAAUAAUUUGGGGACCCAUAAUUUGAACUAAGCUAUAGUCGUCUAGAUUACCAUGGUACAAAAAAGGAUGAGAAAUCAUAAUUCUACCUAACAUAAAUUUCAGAUCCUAUUUAUCCUUGCUAAUGGCGUCGUCCGCUAUAAUUUUUAUAUUAUUUUUACAAAACUAAAGUAAUUUUUACUUGAUAUUGGCGAAAUCGUCGAUUAUUUCGAUGGGGCAAUAUUUAAAAGAACAGAACAUAAGUUUCAGUUUUUUUUUUUUGUGACAUUCUGGAAUUACAAAAUAGCUUUGAUCAUUAUUUAAUACCAUUCAUGUUUUAAGAUUUAUAGAAUUUUAUAGUUGGCGUGUAUGUGAUUUUAAAAUCGUAACAACUAUUAAUAUAUCUACGUAAUUUGUCUCUUAAUAUGUCAGCUGCUCUAAGUUUACUAUUAAAAUAAGUAAAUGUUAAUUAUGUUUUAAAAUUAAGUGAAAAGGUGAAGGUGCUUUCUUAGUAAUUUUUUUCUUAAUUGAAUGUCGUGUUCAGU
Messenger RNA from Hyposmocoma kahamanoa, 3431 nucleotides. Its product is annotated as methyltransferase-like protein 9. The record is from RefSeq and is a predicted model, not a curated record. Gene Ontology annotation, molecular function: protein-L-histidine N-pros-methyltransferase activity. NCBI's taxonomy places the organism in Eukaryota, Metazoa, Arthropoda, Insecta, Lepidoptera, Cosmopterigidae. The transcript has 5 exons. Bases 148 to 1284 code for a protein of 378 amino acids.